Molecule: messenger RNA, 657 nt
Organism: Peniophora sp. CBMAI 1063
Lineage: Eukaryota; Fungi; Basidiomycota; Agaricomycetes; Russulales; Peniophoraceae
Source: the annotation of a GenBank genome assembly
AUGGUCUUCAUCUCGCGCGUCGUCUUCGCCGUCGAAACCCUCAAUGGCGAUGAGCGCAUCGCCAACCUGCUAUCCCCCACUAUACUACAAGACACCACGUACUUCCCCAAUUCCUCUCACGAGCGCCUGGUGGGAGGUCAACUCUACCAGAUCAUCGCGACCUGGGCCGCCCGCAUGCUCCUGCAGACACACACAUCCACGAUUCCACAUGCCGACGUUGUCCCCGCAGAACACCACCAGGCUAUGCAGCUCAUUCGAGGCAACGGCCCCAGGGUUCGCUCGCGCCCCGCAACGACACGCGCGCUGAACAGUAACCGCACACGCACCCUUGCGGUCUUGCCGCCGACCUUCCCCGACACAGGGUACGAUGCCGACUCGCACACGCUCUACGCUGCCGUCGCAGUUAGCCCCGCCCUGAUCUGGCGUACAUACGCCUGGCACAUCAACAGCCCUGCACCACAGGCGCUAGGGUACAUCCUCACCAAGCUCCGCAAUGCCCGCCCGGACGCGUUCGUGGCCGACCCCUUACUGGAAGGCAUCCUCACCUGCGACAAUAUCGUCAUCCUCGCUCGCUCCGAGGAGGAGCUUAUCCGCGCCGUAGAGCGCAUGCACGAGCAGCUUUACAUCCACAGGAUGCGCGCAGGGAGGUCGGCUUGA